AUAUGGAGUGUUGCUGAAAAUUACAAUACAUGUUUGUGGGUAAGGUAUUUAUGUCGACCUGGUAUAAAACCCUUUAUAUCGCAGGAGCUGUAAUUGUUUUGAGAGAUAAUGCCAAUCUGGAGGCCAAACUCCAGACUGACUCGCUCAAAAUCGUAGGCGGGUCUAACGCGUCCCUGGUUGUUGAUUGGCUGCUAAUGUCACGUGCAUACAUUGUACACCCGGAAGUGUCCAGGAUGGUAGACUCUUUCGUCAACUGAACGUCGUCCCAAAAGUCCCAAACCAUGAAUAUUGUGGGCCAGUUGGCAGAGACUGUGUAUGUGACAGUCAAGGAGCUGUAUUCUGGCCUUAACCCUGCCACUCUCACUGGUGGGAUUGACGUCAUCGUGGUGCGACAACCAGAUGGGGCGUUCCAGUGUUCCCCCUUUCAUGUCCGCUUUGGCAAAAUGGGUGUGCUUCGCUCCAAGGAGAAAGUUGUGGACAUUGAAAUAAAUGGAGAAUCAGUGGACCUGCACAUGAAACUAGGGGACAACGGUGAAGCUUUUUUUGUUGAACAAAAUGAAAACUUGGAGGCCGAAGUUCCAGCCCAUCUUUGCACUUCCCCAAUUCCUCUUGAUGCCCCAGAAGUCACAGAGGAUACCACUGAUGCAUCCUCUCUUUCUGGUUCCGGCACCCGCAGGAAGAGGCGUCGUCGUAAACGCGUGCGCUCAGAUAGUUACCAAAGAGAAGAGGGCAGCUCCUCUGCAGAUGAGCAAGAAAAAGACAAGGAGUGGGAGAGAGAUUAUAGCGGACAAGAGAGUCUAGAUAAAGAUAAACAUACCACACCGUUGCAAGUCAGUAAGUCAGUUUACUACUCACUGUCUGAGGAGCCAACUGAGGAGGAGCUGGGGCUCAAAGAUACUCACCGACACUCAGAUGGAGACCAAUCACCUGUAGAAAAUGUGUUCGACAGCCGCCCAUCCUCUCCAAAGAGUGACUCUGAGCUUGUGGUUAAAAACCAUGAGUCCUCUGGGUUACUGAUGCAGUGGAACUGGGGAGGCUUUCCCAUGCCACGUCAAUCUGAAAGAUCAUCAGUGGCGUUCCAGCACUCUGAAUCGUCUCAUUUUCGCACCAUUCAGAGGCAAGACUCCUUUGACAUGGGGAAUGAGUCUGUGAACAGCUGUAGCAGAGUGGGCCGGGUUACUGUGGUAAGACCACAACCCAGGUCUCAGUCUCUAGACUUCAGUAACUACGCCUUAGAAACGAUGCCUCUGACCUUUGAUAAACCCCUUACCUUUACCAGUUCAACCCUUAGUGACCUGUCAAAGUCGUUAACAGAGAGGGAUGAGACUGAAGCCCUUUCGUUAACAGAGAGGGAUGAGACUGAAGCCCUUGCCCAUGAAGAUGGUACAGUCAGUAUUGCCCAUGUUGGUGGCAUUAAUGAUGCAGCUGAUAGCCAAGCUAAUAAUAACAGUCAGCCAAUUAAAGAAAGCCAAGACGCUUUGAUCGAGACAAACGUUGCAAACAAUGGAAGCAUCGUUUGGGCAGAAUCCUCAAAUACGCAGCAGAGUGAGCACAGGCCACAAGGCUGCACUGGUGGCGACUCUGUCAGUGAGAGUGACAGAAGGAUAGAUCCCUGUGCCGAGAGACGGGAGGAGGAUGAAGUGGCGGACUUUGCUUCUCCAAAAGCUGACGCUAAAGAGAAUCGGGUCAGCUGGAUUGCUGCUGAGGAGUUGAUAAACUGCUCUGAGAUAGCAACCAAACAGGAGCAACAAGGCAAAAAGAAGGGCAGACGUAAUCAUCAUCUUGGACCAACAGGCAUUUAUCUGGAUGAUCUGACUUCACUCGAUCCUGAGGUUGCAGCGCUCUACUUCCCGAAGAGUGAAACAGAGAGUUGCCCCCCACCUGUCAUAGAGCAAGGCUCUGGCUCAGCAAGUCAGUCACCGCAAUCUGUGGGCGCGCUGGACAGCGGUACUGAAUACCUGUCAGAUUCUGCCUCCUCCGCCACAGAGGUUCGCAUGUCCCUCUGUGGACAAGUGGGUGACACCAGCCAAAUCACUAAAGAGAAGUUUUUAGAGCACUCCGUGUCAUACCAAGACUUUGUCACCAAUCCAGGAAUCAUUGAUGACCCUAACCUAGUGAUAUAUAUCAACUCCAACUAUUAUAACUGGGCAGUGGCUGCUCCAAUGGUCUUGUCGAUGACGGCUUUCCAGAGGAAUUUACCCAAGAGUACAAUUGAGAGCCUAGUGAAGGACAAAAUGCCCAAAAAGUCUGGACGCUGGUGGUUCUCCUGGAGGAGACGAGACUUGGACAACAACCAGCAAGACCCUUCAAAGAAGGACGAGGAGGAGAUAUUGCAUGGGGAUCCAAGCACAGUCACAGCCACACUUGAGGAUGCGGGCAGUGAUGUGGUGGCAGGAGUUGCUCAAAAAGCUGUCAUUACUUCAAGCUUGUCGACAGACACACUACGUACUACUCAGUGUCUCUCUCAGAUGUACUGCAAAUCACUUCGUCUGACAUCUGAAAAGAUAGAGAACCUGAAUCUGCGCGAAGGAGCUAACAAGGUGAUAUUCAGUGUGACCACCCAGUACCAGGGCACCUGUCGCUGUGAGGCUGCCAUCUAUUUGUGGAACUGGGACGAUCGCAUCAUUAUAUCAGAUAUAGACGGCACCAUCACAAAGUCUGAUGCUCUGGGACACAUCCUGCCUCAGUUUGGCAAAGACUGGACACACAAAGACAUUGCUAAACUUUACCACAAAAUUCACCAAAAUGGCUAUAAGUUCCUGUAUUGUUCUGCGCGGGCUAUAGGCAUGUCUGCCAUCACUAAGAACUACCUGCAGUGGGUCAACGACAAAGGCACUGUUCUUCCAAAAGGCCCGGUACUGCUGGCCCCAAGCAGCCUCUUUUCUGCACUGCACAGGGAGGUGAUUGAGAAGAAGCCAGAGGUGUUUAAAAUCGCCUGUCUCAGUGACAUCAGAGACCUCUUCAACCCCAAGAGACAGCCUUUCUACGCCGCCUUUGGCAACAGGACCAAUGAUGCUUACGCUUACACGCAGGUGGGGGUGCUCAACACCAGGAUAUUUACCGUCAAUCCGAAAGGAGAGCUUAUCCAAGAGUUGACCAAAGGAAACAAGUCCUCGUACACCCACCUCGGUGAGUUGGUAGAGCAUUUCUUCCCUGAGGUUGGCGGGAGCAGCUCUUCUGCCUUUUUGUGUCCUGAGUUCAGCAGCGUCACCUAUUGGAAGGAGCCACUGCCAGAACUGGACCUUUACACACUACUGUAGACACACCAUCCUUAUGCUCUGCAUACAUAACCAUUAUCUGCCUUAAUAUUUACAGCUAUGUGUUGCAACACAUUUUCUGCAGCAUGCCAAAUAACUGCCUUUGAUGGAAUUCACUGUGGUGUUACUGAGAUGCUUUAUGGCAACAUUCUCCAUUAAGUGAUAGCUGAAUUAAGAGAGCUGAACCACGUCUGCAUAAAGCAUUAAUUACACUGCUCAGGCUGACUCAUGUUCAAAUACAAUGUUGCCGACAAUCCAUUGUUAAUCGUAAAUAUGCAAAUUUUCAUGAAAUAUAUAAUAUAAUAAUAUAUAUUAUAUAUUAUGUUAUUCGUUGUGCUGACAUUCAUUCCAAUUAUUUGUGCCUGGCACUUGUCACAUUGUCACACAUAUUUGCUCAAAAGGAUGGGACGAAAAUAGUGCUAAUGCCAAAUUUGUAGCUACUAUUGCUUAUUUUUUUCUUUUUUCUUUCGUGAUGGGACCAUCUGAAGCCCAGAGCUGUGAUGUGAGCUUCCUGUUAUGUCGACAUGAAAGUGAUAUUGAAUAUUAAUAAGAUCCUUAUCCUUAUUGAUAUUCUGUGUGGUUGGGAGGAUUUUAUAGAUGCAUGCAUGGGUGUGGAGUUGUAUACCAUAAGUGUUUUGGCAUCUACUAUUCUACUUUAUAUUUUUAUGAGCGUUUCCGUCUUCUGAUUUAAUUGUUCUAGUAUAGCCAAGGUACUAAAGAAUUUAGGAAUGACAA
Molecule: messenger RNA, 3992 nt
Organism: Phycodurus eques (leafy seadragon)
Lineage: Eukaryota; Metazoa; Chordata; Actinopteri; Syngnathiformes; Syngnathidae
Product: phosphatidate phosphatase LPIN2-like
Exons: 20
Coding region: 282-3260 (992 amino acids)
Biological process (GO): cellular response to insulin stimulus; fatty acid catabolic process; positive regulation of transcription by RNA polymerase II
Cellular component (GO): nucleus
Molecular function (GO): transcription coactivator activity; phosphatidate phosphatase activity
Source: RefSeq, a predicted model, not a curated record